Messenger RNA from Exaiptasia diaphana, 3085 nucleotides. RefSeq names its product general transcription factor 3C polypeptide 3. Bases 118 to 3060 code for a protein of 980 amino acids. The record is from RefSeq and is a predicted model, not a curated record. Gene Ontology annotation, molecular function: protein binding. Gene Ontology annotation, cellular component: transcription factor TFIIIC complex. The transcript has 23 exons. NCBI's taxonomy places the organism in Eukaryota, Metazoa, Cnidaria, Anthozoa, Actiniaria, Aiptasiidae. Gene Ontology annotation, biological process: transcription by RNA polymerase III.
CGAGUUCGUCAAAACAAAGAUGGACGCAUGGAAGAGGAGGUUGCUCCACAAGAAAAGGCGCAAAAAUUUAAAUAACAUAGGUUUUGUUUGAAAUACUCCCGUAAAAAGUCCUCUGAGAUGACUGAGGAAAGUUCAGAAUCACUUAUGCGCUAUUUGAAUGGAGAAAUAUCAGUGUUUGAAUGGCUGGAAGUGGGCGCAGAAACAAAAUCAAUGCAAAUUGACUCGGAUACCGACAAGUGUACAACAGACAUUCUGGAGAAAUUAUUGAAAGAUGAUGACGAUGAGGAUGAUGAUGAUGAGGGUGAUGAUGAUGAUGAUGAUGAUAGUGGUGGAGAAGCUACUUAUGACAAUGAGCAGCCAACUGACAAUAAGGAAAUGGAGGAAUYAAAUCAAAAUGAACCAAUGUCUCUCAAUCAAGAUAGUCAAGAAAAUAAGAACUCUGAAGUCCAAGCACCAAAGAAAAUGACAGAACUACUUCUAGAUCUCCCAGCAGCAAAGAAAGUACAGAAGAAUCGAGGCACUGGAGUUGAUGAAUUCCUGGCAGACAUUCCAUUGUCAAGGAAACGCAGGGGUCGAAGGUCCAGAAGAAAUGCUGUCCCUCACAAGCUAAGGCAACAGAUGGGWAGAGCUAAUAUUCUAUGUGCCAAGGGAGACUAUGAGACRGCRAAGGCUAUUUGYAUGGAYAUUAUAAAACAAGUACCAAAAUGUCCAGAACCUUUCCAGACACUAGGAAUGAUAUGUGAAAUGCAGGAUCAAAUGGACAAAGCUCUCCAGUUCUUUCUAAUAUCAGCCUACCUCAGUAAAUCUUGUGAUGUGGAGGAGUGGUUGAAGCUUGCUGGCAUGUCUCUUGAACAGAAUGACUACAAGCAAGCAUUAGCAUGCUAUAAUCAAGCAUUAAAGAAUGAUCCAGAGAAUAUUAGUGUUCUUUGGGAUAGAGCAGCAUUAUAUUACCAAAUGAAAGAACAUAAGAAAGCGACUGAUGGAUAUGAAUCCAUAUUGAAGCUACUUCCAGUAGAGUGCACAGAGAGGUUUUUUGAAGUUUCCAUAGAGAUAGCAACGAUCUAUCAUGAGGACUCUUGCCUUGAAAAGGCCAUCGAAGCUAUGACUGCUGCUUUUGAAAAAUAUCCUGAUUUCCUGGACUACAGAGCAAUCAAUUUGUUAGCAGAGCUUCACAUGGCAGCAAAACACUACUCAUUAGCACUCACGCAUAUUUGUACUGUUUGUAAAUUUACUCAAGAGUCAAUAGACGAAGAAAGCCAUGAUCAAGAGGAACCACUUUCAUCAUUUUCCAAUCUCAUGGGUUAUGAUAUCAACAACUCACCAMAAAAAUCUAAAAUUGUAAACAGCUCCAUUCCCAGUCUGCCAUCAAGAGGCAAGUGGGUGGUACCUGAGUCUGUUCCUAUUGACAUCAGAGUCAAAGCUAUAGUGUGUCUGAUAAAUCUGCACGAGCUCCUCCCAGUCAAGACGUUGAUGUCACCGUUAUUUAAAGAAAAUAUAGAUGAAGUUGGCGAUUUAUAUCUUGAUAUUGCGGAAGCAUACGCUGAAACAGGUGAACAUGUUGAAGCUCUUCCWAUCCUUGACACUCUUGUUCUAUCAGCUAAAUACAAUCAGGCUGCCGUUUGGUUGAAAAAAGCCCAGUGUCUCCUGUCAUUAGGUCGACUAGAAGAGGGUGUCAUGGCGUAUAAUCAAGUUGUCACUCUGGCUCCCAACCACCUWGAGGCAAGAUUGACAUUGUCUUCUCUACAUCAACAGCUUGGACAACCUGARCAAGCUCUUGAUAUUCUCUCUGACCGAUCCAAUGACCAAGGGAUGUUUUCAUCAAUACCAUCAGAAGCAGCCUCGGCUAAUGAAACAGAUGAACCAAUGGAUGCUGAUCAAGAAAAAGAUGACUUUAAACCCCAGGAUUUUCGUUUAAUGUUCCAUAAGUGCAUUUUGCUUGAAUCUCAAAGUCGCGUUCAGGAUUUCGUCGAUGCUGGUCUUCAGUUGUUCUCGAUGUAUUUCCGUGAUGUUUACUUCAACGUGCCUGAUGAAGAUGAAAAGUACCCUGGUUUGAAAUUGCGAAAGAAAACUGGAGCUAAAAAGAUUUCUGCUAAAUCAAAACAAGAGAAAGGACAAGAAUCAAGUGUUUCCGAUAAGAUCAAGAAAAGACGUCCUAUAAGAGAAAAGAAACGAGCUGCUAACGAGGAAUCAGGUGGGUCGUUAGCACGGUCGCAGGACGACACUGGGAUACGUGUCGAGGAAUGGUGGGACAUGUUGAAAAAGAUUAUAAUCCAAGCGUCGGCCAUCAAACGACAUCAUGACGCUGAGCACCUCGUGUUGUGCGGGCUCAAUUCACAUCGGUUAACUAACUGCAAAGAUUAUCAACAAGAACUUGAGUUCAUGAGCAUAGCAGCUUCAUGUUUAACCAACAAAUAUAAAUUGGCAUUUGACUACGCUCGAAAUAGUCUGAGCAACCACAUAGGGAGUCAGAUGAUGUGGAAUAUCUUGUCUGCAGUAGUAUGUCGUACAGAGGACCUUCGACAUCAUCGCUAUUGCAUGAGAUUAUCCCAUAAGUAUCCUGAUAAUAUUAAUUUAUUUAUUAUGAAUGGUCAUAAUGCGUUUAUGGCUGGGAGUUACAAGUUUGCUAUAGCGGAGUACACGAGUGCUUUUCGUCAAGAUCCAAAAGAUCCAUUCCUAAGCUUAUGCCUUGGAAUACAGUACAUUCAUCUUGCGAGUCAAAAGUUUCCUCGCGGACGCCAUAUGAUUGUGGUACAGGGUUUUCUAUUCUUAUUCCAAUAUCUUGCUUUGAGAGGUGAAUGCCAAGAACCCUACUACAACAUAGCGAGAUCAUUUCAUCAAUUAGGACUUGUACAUUUUGCUGUCCAUUAUUACAAGAAAGCCUUGGAUUGUCCUUUCUAUUCAACAUCUACUGAUGGUAGUUCAAAGCAUUCUAUUUUUCAACAGGUUUCAGAAAAGCAUGAUCUUCAUAGAGAAGCAGCGUUCAAUCUUUCUCUUAUAUACAGAGCAAGUGGUAACUUCCCAUUGGCUAGAAAAAUACUCUAUCAAUAUGUCACCAUAUAGCUAAUGGUAUUUACUAGAUAAAACU